AUGUCUACGCUGCCCCCCGAUCAUCGAAAAGGCGUGUCGCGAACAACUGGAAACACCGUCAACAUGACUGUAUCUCAGUCUUCAAAGGCCAAGCCGGCCUCCAAGGUCAGCAAUGGCAAGCCAAAGACAAAGACUCAGAUGCAUCGUCGCUCAAGAACAGGCUGCUAUACUUGCCGUUUGCGACGUAAGAAAUGCGAUGAGGGAACUCCCAUGUGCACAGCCUGCAAGCAUCUCGGCUUGCAAUGCGAGUACAAGCGACCCAUGUGGUGGAGCAACAACGACAUGCGAAGGAAACACAAGGAAGACAUCAAGAUGAUCAUCAAGCGCAAGAAGCUCUCUGAGAAGUCGUCGCACAACAUCCAGAACUCUUGCGCCAGCUCUCCUCCUGGCCUCACCCACUCUCUUCCCACAUCAGCCACCUUCACUGAUCCUCUUGACCGCACAAGAUCUGCUUCCAUUGACUCUCAAUUCCCGGCCGCCUUCAGCUUCAACAGUCCUCCCAGCGCAAACGAGUAUGGAUUCGGUGCCCCCAUGCACCCCGAGUUCAUGUUCGGCAGCUACUCGCCAUAUGAGAUUGAUGUCAAGACAGAGCGACAAAUGUUCGUCAACGAUGUGCCUACAGUUCGCGAAUCACACAUCUCCACCUUUAGCACUUACCACACUCCUCCUCCUGCUGGCACAGUUCUUCCCAAUGGCCCUCUGGACGGCGAGUGGGCAGAGCAGGUAUUCCAAGAGCGCAAGGAAUCGCUCUCAGAAGAGACUCUCAACUGCAACUUCUUCGACUUCUCACAUGCUCCCUCAACAGAGUCGAGGCAAGUCCAGAUUGAACUUGACGAGAACGAUCAGCGUCUGCUGGAUCACUUCAUCCAAUUCGUUCUGCCAACCAUCUUCCCCAUUCUUGAGUCCAACCAACACUGCUCAGUCAGCUCCGACCUCAUCCUUCCUGCUCUUCAAUCCAACAGCGCCUACCUUCACUGCUGUCUGAGCGUGGCCGCCCAACACCUCAAGUCGCAUGCCUCCUCCUCCACUGAGGAUGUUGACAACGACAUCAUGCGCCACCGUUAUGCCACCAUCUGGGCUCUCUGCGAGGCGCUCAAGAAGGACGAGAACCACCAGCAGAUCCUUGAGGCCACCCUUGGCCUCAUCUUCUUCCAGUCCGUCGUCGGCCGAUAUGACGAUGGCCUUCUGGACAUUCCUUGGCACCAGCACUUCCAGGCCGCCAUCAGCCUGGUGCAGAAGCUUGACCUCCCUGGGAUCGUCUGCGAUCCUACCAGGGCUUCUAUGCAAACUCCCUUCAACAUGUCCCUGUCCUCAUGGAUUGACAUUCUCGGUGCCACCAUGAAGGGCCGAUCACCAACAUUUGCCCACACUUACCGCGAGAAGCACCUCUCCCAGCUCAACCCCAGCCUGGGACUACGUGAGCUUAUGGGCUGUGACGACCGGGUCAUGUACCUUAUCUCUGAGAUCGCCUGCCUCGAGUCCCUUAAGAAGGACGGCAUGGACGACUUCACACUCUGCCAGCACGUGUCUGCCCUUGGCGAGCAGAUCAGCUUGACUGAGAUGGGAGAUGCAGGCCCCAAGAUGCCCUUCAAUGCCAACGGCAGCCUUUCACCUAAGCAGCUUUCUAAGAACAUGACCAUGACUUUCCGCAUCGCUGCACGCAUCUUCCUUUGCAGCCUGGUUCCUGGAUUCAACCCCAGACAGCCUUCCCCUAUGGGACUUGUUGAGAAGCUCACAACUGUGCUUCAGCACAUUCCCUCAGGCCCCAAUGGAUUCGACCGCAACCUUGCUUGGGUCUACCUCAUUGGCGGUUCCAUCAGCGUCCCUGGCAGCACAUUCCGAGCCUUCUUCGAGGAUCGCCUUGCCCAGCUUGGUGACUCGGCCAGAUUCGGCACCAUGGGACGCCUGGCCACCCUCCUGCACGAGGUGUGGGUUCAGAAUGACAGCCUCUCGGGUGUUCACACACCUGGGUCCACGACAUCUGAGGCAGCCCCUCUACACAUCCACUGGCGGGAUGUCAUGGAAUCGAAGGGAUGGGACUUCUUGUUGAUCUAA
This is a messenger RNA of Fusarium sp. VM40, 2055 nucleotides long. The record is from the annotation of a GenBank genome assembly. NCBI's taxonomy places the organism in Eukaryota, Fungi, Ascomycota, Sordariomycetes, Hypocreales, Nectriaceae.